Molecule: messenger RNA, 10527 nt
Organism: Magallana angulata
Lineage: Eukaryota; Metazoa; Mollusca; Bivalvia; Ostreida; Ostreidae
Exons: 50
Coding region: 136-8385 (2749 amino acids)
Cellular component (GO): plasma membrane
Molecular function (GO): ABC-type transporter activity; ATP binding; protein binding
Source: RefSeq, a predicted model, not a curated record
UUUGCUUCAACGACGCCAUUUUAGCAAAAACAACUAGCGUUUCAAUCGGACGAGCUCAAAGUACAAUGGUGAUUCUCGGAAGAGGAAGUAAAUAAAAGAUCGUUGAUUUGGGGAUUUUCAUGUCAUCUGAUACUCAUGUUAAAUAAGCAUAUGGACAUUAUCGCCAUGAAAGAGUUAUCGCUGAACACGUUGGACGACACCAUGUCAGACUCAGAUAGUGAAGGGGUCCCUGAACUCGUGGAGUCAUCGGAUGAGGAUGCCACUGUCAACAGUCACUCUGCCAAGCCCUCUAGGGAGUAUGCUGAUUCGUGGGUUACAAGGAGUGAGCGGUUCCUAGACAGACAGGACGCUCAGGCCCACAUCCUGUCCCUGGGGCCCUUCCUGCUGGGCCUCAACAACUUUGUGUCCCAGCCCUGGAUCCAGGCGCUCAAAGAGGUCAAACUUUUGGAGGGAAACAGGGAGAGGGAGAUUACGGCCCUAUCCUGGUCAGAGUUGGAGGCCCUGGACUUAGUGGAACAGGUUUUCUUUGUAAUGAAAGCUAAACUGAGGAAGUCUGCUUACAUGAUUGCCUGUCUGGAUUUAGUGGACUGUGUUGAAGAAAAAAUGAAGGAGAAAAUCCAAGUGGACAACUGCAUUAAACUGGCAGAACCUGUGGAACUUAUCAUCAAGCUGUGGAAUAAAAUGAACAAAUCAUCAAUAUGCAGCAAGAAUGAGAAACAGACUAAAUUUGCAACCAUUUACAUUGCUAAAGUGUAUCAUAUCAUGGUCCUUGGAGUGGGUCGAGAUUCCAAGGACAUGGCUGAAGAGUACAAAAGGAAUCGACGGAAGAUUCAGUCUGUGGAUCCCUCUAAGUACAAGGAUGCGGGCAAUGAACAGUACCAGCGUGGAAAGUUUGAGACAGCAUCUGACUACUACACCAAGGCUGCUAAAGCCGAUCCUUUUAACCACAUAUUCUAUGGAAACCGCGCCCAGACCUACACUAAAUUACGACGACACGAUGAAGCAUUAUCGGAUGGGCGAAGGGCUAUUACCUUGAAGCCUGACUAUUGCAAGGGACAUUACCGGUAUGCCCAGGCUUUUGCUGAUCUUGAUAGACUGGAUUAUGCCAUAGCUGUAAACAGAAAAGGCUACAUACAGUGCAAGAAGUCACGCAACAAGAACAUUAGUGAGACCAAUCUGAAUGAACUAGAGCAGCAAGGGAAGCGACUCAGUAUGGAGAGAGACACAAAGCUCCGAGAGGAGCGGAUCCGGAAAGUGUUGGAGGACAAAGAAUUUGGAGACAGGUACAUAGAAGAAGAGUUGCCUGCAGAGCUGAGAAAUUUACCUGGGAAGAAGAGAGUUAUCAAACUCACUGAUGCCAUCAAGGUUAUGAACCAGAGUACCAAGUCCAGCAUAGAAAUUCCUGAUAUCCAAACCAGUGAUUCCUCGAGUGGAGACGAGGAACCUGCCAAAAUGGAAACAGCAGAGAAAAAAGAGACAAAGACACAAACAGAUGCCAGCUGGCCUGAAACUUAUUCUGAUAUUAAGUCAGACCUGUUGAGAAUCACAGAGAAGUGGGAGUUUGACAAGAGGAACAUGGAGAUAGAAACACAACUAAUGAAGCAUCGACAGGAACUGGAAAUUGCUAAAUUCAGGCAAAAAAUUGAAUUAGCAAAAAUUGGAGGUUUGAGCGAGCCCAAUCUCCAGGAAUUAGCAGCAGAGGAUGCGGAUGACGAUGAUGAAGGAAAUACCAAUAACAAUGCACAGACAAAAAAAGAGAAAAGAAGGAAAGGGGACAAAAGGAAUAAGAAAAAGGAAGAUGUAGUAAAAACAGUUACAAAAGAGAAGAAAGAAAGGAGUCCUGAGGGAAGCAAGGAAGCUUUGGAGCUGAAGGGAAUCCUGAUGGAGGGGUAUGACAGAUAUCAGCAGGGGGACCCCCGGAACGCCACCGCCGAGUACAGCAAGGCCCUCAAACUGAUCAACAAACACACACUCAAGCAAUUGAAUAUUGAAAAAGUCCACGUAGUCACCACUAAAUAUGCCUGUGGCAUCACUUCUAUAUCAACAGGAAUUCACAAGAUGAUUAUAGAAGGUAUUGACAAGUUCAAUGAUAUUCGUAGCAGACAUUCAGAAAUUAAGUUUCCUCUUGCAUAUUAUGGACUAGGAAAAGCAUACGCAACACUUAACAGGUAUGGGCAAGCAGUAGAGCCAAUCAAACUAGGCCUUAAGAUGGUUGAAAAUCAGAAGUGUAUUAGCUUCUCUUGGCCAGGAACAACUAUCACUAUUGAGGAAAGUGUUCCAGAAAAACUACUGGGUUUGCUGACUGACCUCCUACAGCUGUCCCUGAGUCCCCCACCCCCAGACGCCACCUGUAGAAUCCACAGUGACACAGAUGAGGACCGGGUCAUCAUCUACCAGAGUGACCCAGACUACAAGGGUUUUGUAAGAGUGAUUUGUCAGGCCAAAUGUAAAAUAGAGUUUCAUUACAACUGUUGGAAAGAUUUCAAAUCCAAAAUGGGAGAGAAAAUAGGAGAUAAGGAUAUGCUGGAGACUCCCUGUCCUACUCCAAACUGUGGCACAGUUAUUGUAAAAAUAUCCAUCUACAGACAAGAUGCCAUUGAGAAGCACUUUGAAUCAGAGAAAAUGGAAACCAAUAAAAAACAAGACAAGAAGAAGAAACCAGUGCUGAAGAUGCCUCCAUCGAGUCAAGAUAAAAUCCAGAAGAAGAUGGAGAAGAAGGAACAGAAGAUGAAGAAGAAGAUGGAGAACAAAGAGGAGAAGACGGAGUUAAUGGAGGACAUUGAUCAGAUGUUUCAGGAGAGCGAGAGCCAGAAGGCGGACCUAGCCGGGGGUAAGGAUGGCAACAGAGGUGGGGAUGGGAGGGAGGAGGAGUUUAAAGUCCCUGACCACACCCAGCCCGUCUCAGUGCUGCGUAAGGAUGACGACGAUAUCAAGCUAAACAAGUACAAGGGAACUAAAAAACAAAAGAACAAGAAAAAGAAGGAGAAAGCUGCUAAAGCGACCCUUGCUGUGGAAGUGAACUUCACUGAUAACAAAGACAAGCACCUGCUGAAUGAGCACUCUAUUCCGGACUCUCCCACUAGGGAUUUUUCAGUACCAACAAACAUUCAUGAAAAAGUUCAGGCAUUUGAGAAUUCUUAUGAAAGUAAACCUGUGCAACAUGUAUAUGAUCAAAUCACAGAAAAUUUAUUUUCAUUUUUUGAGGAAAUCCUAAAUGCCCAUGGACCACUUCAUGUUGAUGAUAAAAAGCUUACCUCCUUGAUUGAAGAUUUCCCAAAUGAUGCAAAGGAGAAAAUUGAACAGGUGGGGGGACUAAGCAGUUUUCUGAGACAGUCUCUGAAAUUUGCAAUGAUAAAUGACUAUGUGUGUUUGUUAAAGGACUCUGUGAAAGCUAGAGACAUAUCCUUAGCCCAAGGUUUUGCUAGGCAGACAUUAAGUAACUCUAGUGAUUCCUCGGAUAAUGUGUGGAAAACUGUAGGAAAGCAUUCAAAUUCUAGUAGAGAUCAGCCAGAGAGGACUUCUCCAUUUUCUUUCACUUCGUCAGUGGAUAAUGUGGUCAGUGAGGAUAAACUGAAAGCUGCGUUUCUUCACCAGCCGUAUCCGAUGAAAUCAUCAGGUGUGGAUUCUUUGGAUGAUUUUGGUAGUGUGGUCAAAAAAGGGUCGAUAGAUGCUUUGGAUGAUGACUUUGACUUGGGGCCUGUUAGAACAGGCUCCAAAAUGGACAGGAUUGAUGAAAUACACUUGAUAUCUCCUACAAAGAAGAAGAAAAAGACAAAAACCAAGAUAAGCCGUAAGGACCUAGAUGAUAUAGAUUCACUGUCAUCAUCUCCAAGUAGUGACAAUGACUUUUCUUGUGAGGAUGAUACAGGGAGUUUAAACUCUGAAUUGUCUGGUGCAAGAUCAGGCAAAGUGUCCUUGUCUAGUGUAAAGAUGCAGGCAGAAAAUGGUAGAAUAGUUGACUUGAAGCAAAAUCUUGAUAUCUCUAGUAGAAGUAGUUCUAAAUCAGAUCUAAGUGAAAAAUCAGGAAAUGAUUUAUCCUAUGACCUUAUGGCAAAGGCUUACAGAAAUUCUCCAGUGGCAUCUUUGUAUGUGAAGGACAAACAGGGUCUUUUGUCUGGUUCUCCUACCUUUUCAGAGAAUGGUAGAAAUGUGGACAAGUCUCUGCAUGGACUGACUGCACCCCAACCCCUUAAACUCCCCUCUCAGUUCUCACAGAAAACACCUGGGAUGUCACUCCACUCAGAAGCAAGCAUUGCUGCUGAGAAGGAAAUUGAUAGAAUAGACAAUGAAAUGGUGAAGGAGAUAGCUGAUGAUGUAAUGGAGAGACUGAUAUUGGGGAAGAAUGUUUCGGCCGCGGAGAGACAGGAGAUGUAUAACCGUAUCACACAGGAUAUCUGGAAGGACUUCAAGAAACAACGUACUUCUGUGUCAUCUGUGUGGCCUCUAGACAACAAGUCUUUGUACACCCAAAUGUCUUUGAGUUCACUAGACAGUAGACAGAGGAAAAAUUAUGCAGAACAGUUCAUGAAAAGUCAUUAUGAAAACAAUACUACUGACCCUCUGCAAGGAAAAACAAGUUUUCCCCAUUCUACUCCUAUUCACAGUUUUCCAUAUCCUAGCAAACCUCCUAUUACUACAGUGAGCAACAAUUUUCCAAAUUUACACACUACACAGGGAGUUCCCCCUCCCCUCACCUUACCCACUUCUUUUUCUUCAGCUAACAGUUACACAUCCAAUAUCACCUACCCCUCUUUGAACCCUAGUAUCUGGGCCAGCACCUCAGGGACUAAUGAGGCAAUGCCCAGUAUCCCUAAUGUGACCUCAUUUUCUACUCCCCCUCCCCCACUUAACCUGCCUUCGUUUGCAUCGGGACCAUUUGGAGGCUUCAAUAUAGGGACAUCCCUUACAGAACCCAGUGUUUCUUCAACUUUGUCCUCUGUGUUUGGUACUCAUAGUGAUCAGUGUGUUCAGACUGCGGUAGAAACUCGAGACGUUGAAGUUAAUACUGAGCCCUACGAGUCCUACAUGGCACAGUAUGAACGGAGUAAAGAGGACUGUGAUAACUUGAAGACUCUGGUGGUAAGACUACAGACUCAAGUUGCCGAGCGGGAAGCCAUGCUGAGGGAGUGGACAGUGAAAACUAAGUCUCUGGAAGCAAAUUCUCAGCAGCUCGAUCUAGAGAAGAAGAAUUUAGAGGUCCAGUUACAGGUUUAUGAACAACAGCUCAAUCACUUGAGUUUGGAACUCAACUCCAAGUCUUCUGAUGUAUUAGAUUUAAGAGAGAAAAUCAAUAUUACUGAACAAAAAUGUCUGGACCUGCAGAAACAGCAGCAUGAUGACAGAUUUAGAACUUCAAAACUUGAUAAGGAGAAGUUAGAAGCUGUGAGAAAUAAAGAGGAACUGAAAAAGUUACGAGAGGAAGAAAGUGAAAGGGCCAUGAGAGCAGAGGUUGAACUGCUGAAAGUCAAGAAAAACUUUACUCUGCAAAUGCUGGAAAGAUCCAAAAUGGAGUACAUGGUGUAUAAAAAUAAAGUGUCUAUGAUAGUUAAAAGAAGGAAGGAUGAGGGUCGAUCUGGGGGUCUGAAGCAGCAUCUUGACCAGUACGAGGGGAUCCUGAAGAAGUGUGAGGAGACCAUCAACAGACUCAAGGUGGAGUUUGAUGAACACAUUCGUCAGAUCCAAGGGGGGAAGCGGUUGAGUGAACUUCCCCAGAUUUUCAUUCCCCCUCCUCCCCCUCAACCACAGAUGCCCAAUCUAGAUAUGCUGACCGGUUACACCAUGACGAGUACCGCCAGCGCUCCAUCCCUCUUGGCCUUGGCAAGUGGCUCCCAGUCUGGUGGCCCCAAGUCUUCACCCUCUCCUCCUCUCAGAGGCAGCCAGUCCUCGGCCUCCAACAUUGUACCCCUGUCAAUACCCAGUAUUCAGUCUGCCCCACAGCCCAAACCUUUGGGGCUACCCACAGGAUUACCAGGAUCUCAGAGACCUCUAAUGUCGCAGCCUAUAAAUCCCAUGAUUCCCUCUCUCUCUCAAGGAGCCAUGCCGCAGCCUCACCAGCCUCACAAAACCAGCAACUUUGAGAAACUCAUCAUGAAACUUCAGGUGGCAUUACCAAAGUUUAAUAGAGCGGACUUUACCCGCCUGAUUCAGGAGCUGCGGACCAACAGAGGGGGGUCCCUGUCCGGGAUGACCUUGGAUGAGAUUGUGUCCCAGAUCACCAUCCUGGUCCAUGAUUACGAGAGACAGCAGGGGAGGAGCCCCUCUGUAGCAGCCACCCAACCCCAGGAAAUGAUGACAGGUUUUACGGAUGACCGAGCAAGGAAUCCGCCCCCUGGUCUUCCAUUGUCCUGGGGUGUGUCAGGGACAGACUUGGUCAGUCUGGGGAUCACCAGCGAGGUGUUUGAGGAGGAGGAGGACCCCUGUGUCAUCUGUCAUGAGGAGAUGACUCCUCCCACCACCGUCAUGCUGGAGUGUAAACAUCGAUUCCAUGAUGAGUGCAUCAGGAAAUGGCUCAGAGAACAGAGUACUUGUCCUAACUGUCGACCAAAGACCAUUUUGAAGUCUAUAUCGGGGGAGUUUCGUUCCGGAGAACUGACGGCCAUUAUGGGACCAUCUGGAGCAGGCAAAUCGUCUCUCAUGAAUAUAUUGGCUGGAUACAGAACUCUGAACGUGACUGGAAAGAUUCACGUGAAAGGCAAGGAUCGAGAUCUACGAACGUUUCGGAAGAUUUCUUGUUACAUCAUGCAGGACGAUCACCUGCUUCCUCACCUGAGUGUGGAGGAGUCCAUGAUGUGCUCAGCCAACCUGAAACUGACCGAGAAAAUGUCCAGCCGUGAAAAAGAGGAGAGGGUUGACGAGAUCUUGGACACUCUCGGACUGCUGGAGACAAAGAAAACAAGAACCAGCAACUUGUCCGGAGGGCAGAGGAAGCGCCUGUCCAUAGCCCUGGAGCUGGUCAACAACCCACCCCUCAUGUUCUUUGAUGAACCCACCAGUGGGUUGGACAGUGCCUCCUGCUUCCAAUGUGUGUCCCUCCUGAAGUCGCUAGCAGCCGGCGGUAGGACCAUUAUCUGUACCAUCCACCAGCCCAGUGCCAAACUCUUUGAGAUGUUUGAUCAUUUGUACAUGCUUGCGGAGGGAAACUGCAUCUACCGUGGAACCACCAAGGAUCUGGUCCCCUACCUUUCCUCCCAGGGGCUGAUGUGUCCCCAGUACCACAACCCAGCUGAUUAUGCCAUGGAAGUGGCUUCAGGGGAAUAUGGAGAAGAAAAGGUAUCGAAGCUGAUCAAUUCAAUACACAAUGGGCAUUGUGAGGAGAUAGCGAGGAGAAACGCCAAACUGGAGGAGGGAAGCAGGACCCCCUCACCACCUGCCACCCCCAACAAUAAUACUCAGGGAAACGGGGUCAUUCCCACCACACCUCAGGACCCGGAGAAACAGAGUCUACUUGAGAGUGAGAACUUCACCAACGGCAAAGUGGUCCACUACAACGGGUCACUGAAGGGCAAGAAAGACCAGGAUGUACAAGACUUGGAAUGUCACACCUUUGCCACCAGCUGUUUUACACAGUUCAGAAUUCUGUUUGUGCGGACACUCCUGUCCAUCCUCAGGGAUACAACAUUGACUCGGCUGCGUUUGAUCUCUCACCUGACUGUGGGCAUUCUGAUUGGUCUGUUGUACCUGGGGAUUGGAAACGAGGCCAGUAAAUGGCUGAACAACGCAAGCUUCCUCUUCUUCUGCAUGCUCUUCCUAAUGUUCACAGCACUGAUGCCGACAGUCAUGACUUUUCCCAUUGAGAUGGCUGUGUUUGUGAGGGAACAUCUGAACUACUGGUACAGUGUGAAGGCCUACUACCUGGCAAAGACAAUGGCCGACAUGCCCUUCCAGAUCGUCUUCCCGCUGGUUUACGGCAGCAUUGUGUACUGGAUGACGUCCCAGCCGAGCGACUUUUCACGGUUCGUCAUGUUCCUGACCCUAGCCACACAAACGUCACUGGUGGCCCAGUCGCUCGGACUACUCAUUGGGGCAGCCACCUCACUACAGGUGUCGGUGUUCCUGGGACCGGUUACAGCCAUCCCCAUCCUGCUGUUCAGUGGAUUCUUUGUCAACUUUGAUACAAUACCAGUUUACCUCCAGUGGCUUUCAUAUAUAUCCUACGUCAGGUACUCCUUUGAAGGAGUUCUGCAGGCUAUAUAUGGAUUUGACAGGGACACUUUGGAGUGUGAGAAACAACCCUGCUACUUCAGUAAACCAGAGGAAAUUCUGCAGCAGAUGGAUGUUCAAGAUGCCAAAUUCUACAUUGACUUCAUUGUGCUGUGUGCUUUCUUCGUUAUCCUCAGAGUCGGCUGUUACUUCGUACUGAGAUGGAGAGUCAAGGCUGAACGAUGAGGAACCAAGGGGAUUUUUAUUCAAGAAAAAAUCGAAAAGACAGUGUUGUACAAUGGUGAUGUAUUGUUAUUUGACAGAAUUGUUUUACAUAUACAUGUAUAUUAACCUCAUGUUUAACAAGAUCAUUACAUUUUGUUUAUAAUCGGAGGAGAAAGAUGUAUGUAGCUACAAACACACAUAUUGAACAAUGUUAAUUGGUGUGUUUAAAUAAGGGUUGGAAAAUAAGAAAUCAAAGUAUACAAUAAGGAUGAAAUAUUUAAAAGCUAUAAAAUACAUUCUUGUAUUGCCUAUGUCUCAUCAUAUUAUUGAUUAUCAUCCCAGUAAUUGGUUUUUGAUAAAAAAUAACAAAUUUUUGGGGGGGGGGGGGGGGGUUGUCAGCAUGAGCUUUAUUCAUUACAUUAUAUAAUUGAUUUUUUUUUUCUUUUUGUUAAGAUUUCAUGAACUGUUAACGAAUGGCAUAUCUUCUAGUCAAGUGCAGUAACACAUGAUAUUGUUUUGAAAAAAAAUUGCAAGUGGUAAUGAUAAGUUAUUAUCUUAUCUUUAAUAAAAUUCAAUUUUCAUCUCAAAUUUGAAAUCAUUGUAUUAAUACAUGUUGUAUCCAUGUUUUACUUCGCUUUGCAAUUUGUGUACAGGUCUGUCUCUGUAUUACAUAUGUCAAUCAAACGAAGCACUGGCGCGCGAGGCCCAUUUUAACCGUCAUCAUAAUCUUGAAUAGAAUCAUGUCUGUAAACUAUCUUGUUUAUUGUUUAUAUACAUGUGCAUGUGUGGUUAUUUUGAUAUUUUUGCAGUGCUUAACAUAUAACUCUUUUUUAGUUGGAAGAUUGGUUAAUUUUUUAUAUUGUUAACUAUUGUGUUUUUCUUUAUUUUCAUUGUUAAGUUAUUUUAAAUUAAAACUUAUUUCUUGGGUUAGCGGAAGAAAGACAUAUACUCAUUGGAUCUUUGUUGUUUGUGUAUAUUUUCUGAUAACCAAUGAUUGUUUGAUGAUUUUUAUUUUGAAAUUGAUAUUGAAUUGUAAUUGAUUAGUUAAGGAUAUGUCACCAUUCAAAAAACAUUUAUAGUUUAAUACUGCAUGGCUAAUAUCACAAAAAGCAAUUAUUGUAGACGCUAAACAAGGCAUGGAUUUGUUUACACAACAUAACUAUCUUGUCAUUGUACUCCACUUAUUGAUUCGAUAUAGACAUCAUGUUUUUGUGGUCAGCCGGAUUGACUACAUGUAUUACUUGUCUUUUGAUUUUCUAAUUAUUUGUCAUUACUCUCCACAUUUCAACCUUACAUUCAGUAUUAUUGCUUCAUUUUCAUGCUCUUCACCAAUUUGAUUUAUAGUUGAUUUUACCACAGAUACAUACACAUUUUUCAGAAUGGUUGAUUAGAGAUUUUACACACUUGAUCUACCUUUUAAAGUGACAAUGACAAUAUUUUUAUAUGCGUAUGAUGAUGUACAUGUAGAAGAGAAAUCUUUAUUUUUUCUUGCUGUAUUGAUUUGACAUUUCGAUGAUUCUUUCUACAUGUAUUAACUAUUACAAUUUAAAGGAGGGCUAGUUUCAAGGGUUGUCAAUUUUCCACAGGUUCAUAAGGACAGAAUUAGGCAGAUUUUCUUGAGAAUGCACCAUUAGUAAGAUUUGACUAUUUCACGAUUUGUUGUUAGGGUGUAUGUGAAGAAUGAGGGUAUCCACAAGUCUUUGACAAAGAAACUGUAGUUUUCCAAAUCAAGAGUAGCUUAGAAUUCUUUUUUCGAUCUGCUGCUUUUAUGCCAGUCAGUGUGUCUUAGUUCAGGAAAUAGAAUGAUAUCUACACUUUUAGAUUGUAGCUGUUAGUUGAAUUAAGCCUGCUUCCAUGUGUUGAGCUUGGAAUAUAACUCAAAAUAACAAACUCCCUGAAGCAGCUUGUGAUACAUACACACCUUUACUUUUUUCAUCUGAGUGUUGUCUGUGAUAACAAAAACUGUUAUAAAGUGCAAUCUUUUUAUAAGGUUUCUUUUGUUUAUUUUCAACUUGAAAUCAUUGUUUUCAGCAAAUGUUGAAAUCUGUUAAUGUUAACAGGUCAUUUAGAAGUGCUUUUGAGUUAAGACAGUGGUUCUCUGAGAACUGGAUAUUGAAAAAAAUUCUGUAUUUUGUCUUUUCAAAUAAAAUGAUAAUAAUGAAA